UUUUAUACCCACAAACACCAAAUAUACUUUCUUUUUCUCACUCUCUCUCCAAAUAUAUAUUCAUCAUGACAACAAACAUAGAAAGCCUUUGGAUUUUUGCUUUAGCUUCAAAAUGCAAAUCUUUCACUUCUAUAAACUCAGUAUUCUUUGCAAUUUUUGUUAUUCUUAUAUGGUUAGUCAUGAACAUGAUUUACUGGGCUCACCCUGGUGGUCCUGCUUGGGGUAAACACACAUGGAAAAAAUUAAGAUCAAAUCCAAUUCCAGGCCCAAAAGGUUUUCCUAUUAUAGGAAGUAUGAACCUCAUGAGUGGUCUAGCACAUCACAAAAUAGCAAAAAUCGCGAAAACUCUUAAAGCAAGUCGUCUCAUGUGUUUUAGCCUUGGUGAAACACGAGUCAUUGUGACUUGUAAUCCUGAAGUCGCGAAAGAAAUAUUAAACAGUUCGGUAUUUGCUGAUCGUCCGAUUAAAGAAUCAGCAUAUAGAUUAAUGUUCAAUAGAGCGAUUGGUUUUGCUUCAUAUGGGGUUUAUUGGAGGACACUUAGAAAAAUUUCAUCAAAUCAUUUAUUUUCACCUAAGCAAAUAAAAUUUUAUGAAAAACCAAGAUUUCAAAUUGCUAAACAAUUGAUUUCUAUGUUUGAAAAGAAUAGUCCAAAUGACAUUUUACGUGUUAGGGAUGGUUUAAAAUUGGCUUCUUUGAAUAAUAUGAUGUGUUGUGUUUUUGGUAAAAGUUAUGAUUUUGACUGUUGUAAUUUAGAAACAAAAGAAUUGAUGAAAUUAGUUGAUGAAGGUUAUGAACUUUUAGGCAUGUUAAAUUGGUCUGAUCAUAUUUCUUGGUUAGGUGAAUUUGAUUUACAGAGAAUUAAACAGAGGUGCUCUGAACUUGUGCCAAAAGUAAACAAAUUUGUCAAAAAAAUUCUUGAUGAACAUGUGAAUCAAUCUGGUGAUUUUGUGGAUGUUUUGCUAUCUCUUCAAGGCUCCGAAAGAUUAUCGGAGAAUGACAUGAUUGCAGUACUUUGGGAAAUGAUAUUUAGGGGGACUGAUACGGUAGCGGUGUUGGUAGAGUGGAUUCUAGCCCGAAUGACGCUUCAUCCUGAUAUUCAAUCAAAAGUUCAAGUUGAGAUAGACAGAAUCGUCGGACAAUCACGAACCAUGACGGAGUCUGACGUAUCAGAAAUGAUCUAUCUUCCCGCCGUGGUAAAAGAAGUACUAAGGUUGCACCCUCCUGGUCCACUAUUGUCGUGGGCCCGCCUUGCAAUAACAGACACCAUAAUUGAUGGUUAUCACGUGCCAGCUGGGACCACGGCCAUGGUGAACAUGUGGGCCAUCACGAGAGAUGCAGAUGUUUGGGCCGACCCACUUAUAUUUAAGCCAGAAAGGUUCUUGAACGAGGCUCAUAGUGACAUGGAUUUCUCGGUACUAGGGUCCGACAUGAGAUUGGCACCAUUUGGAUCUGGAAGGCGAUCUUGUCCCGGAAAGACACUAGGCUUGACUACAGUCACUUAUUGGGUCGCAACACUUUUACACGAAUUCGAGUUUGGGCCCAGUAGUAAUGUUGACUUGUCUGAGGUAUUGAAGCUCUCUUGUGAAAUGGCCCACCCACUUAAGGUCAAGAUCCGAUCUAGACAUGCUCCCAAGACAAAUUAAAUGUGUUAAACAAUAUUAAAAGGGGGAAACAUGGUACCAAUAAACAAAAGAAGACCAUACUCUUUCUGUACAUAAUAUCUAGUUUUUGGUCAUCUUAACGUUUGAUGGUAAUGCUUAUUUUUUUUUUAAUUUUGGAUAUGGUCUUUAGAAAGUUGAUUUGGCUUUUGCUUGUACAAAUGGUGGUUCAAUUAAUAUAAGUUUUCUAUAAGAUACCUACUAUGUUAUAAUCUCUCUUUGUGUCAUAAGUCCAACCCUUGAGCGAACCUAGGUGAACUCCAGGAGAUUCAUCCGAACUUCUUUAUCAAAAAAUUACAUUUAUAUAUAAUGUUGAAUUCUAAUUUUAUAUGAAUAUAUAUAUAUAUAUAUAUAUAUUCAAAAUGAACCUUUUGAAAACAAAGUACAGGUUUGACUUAGUGGAUAAAUGGUUCGAAUUAGCUCCUAGGUCACAGAUUCAAGUUCCUUGGGCAACAUUUCCCCCCUAUUUUUUUAAUACUUUGGAGAAUGGAACUUUUGGGCUUAGACCUUCUUUUUUUUUUUCUUUUAUUCCAUUUCUUCUUUUUAAUUUGUUUUUGUUUAAAUUUAUUAGAUACAUUUUUUUUUAUUAUUUUCAUAUCUAUUAUUCAUGUUGUUUUAAUGUAACUCUUUUUCAUAUUCUAACUUGAAAUUAAAAUUCUUUUAAGUAUGAUGAAUUAUAUUUAACUAGAAAUUGAGAUACAUAUAAUAUUUUUUAUUUUAAAAAGGGUAAAUUAGAUGUAAUUUAAACUUAAAUAUCGUUAAUAUCCUUU
Molecule: messenger RNA, 2428 nt
Organism: Solanum lycopersicum (tomato)
Lineage: Eukaryota; Viridiplantae; Streptophyta; Magnoliopsida; Solanales; Solanaceae
Product: cytochrome P450 78A6
Molecular function (GO): oxidoreductase activity, acting on paired donors, with incorporation or reduction of molecular oxygen; iron ion binding; monooxygenase activity
Source: RefSeq, a predicted model, not a curated record